ACUCUUAGCUGACUGGCUCCGCCGCCGUUCGCCAGGAAACGCAAGCAGUGGAGGAAUCGGGUUGGUGAGUGGAUGAUCGUCGGGCCCGAGUUUAUUUUAUGCCAUUUGAUUUUUCACCUUAUCUCUCGCCCGACUCGGAAGCCUUCCAUUUGGGCUUUUUUUUUUUACCCUUUUUUCUUUUUUUUUUUUCCCUCACUUUUUUUAUUUUUCUUUUUUUGGCUUUAACCGCGCCUCCCUCGCGUGGAGGAGAGACAAGUCGGUCUCAUUGAUUGUUUUCUAUUCUGCUGGAUUGGAGAAUCUUCUCCUCGUGAAUCCCUAAGAGUUACUUAAAGUAACUACUU
Molecule: messenger RNA, 341 nt
Organism: Aspergillus ibericus CBS 121593
Lineage: Eukaryota; Fungi; Ascomycota; Eurotiomycetes; Eurotiales; Aspergillaceae
Exons: 1
Coding region: 99-269 (56 amino acids)
Source: RefSeq, a predicted model, not a curated record